This is a messenger RNA of Pistacia vera, 1295 nucleotides long. Its product is annotated as expansin-A13. Gene Ontology annotation, biological process: plant-type cell wall organization. The record is from RefSeq and is a predicted model, not a curated record. Gene Ontology annotation, cellular component: extracellular region. NCBI's taxonomy places the organism in Eukaryota, Viridiplantae, Streptophyta, Magnoliopsida, Sapindales, Anacardiaceae.
AUGAUAAACAAGGAAGUAGCUGCUGGAACAGAUCCAAAAAAUGUGUUUAGAGUUGAAGAAGGGCAUCGUGCUUGGGCACACGAAGAAGGAGACAGCAUGGAGGUUGGAAGGCAUCUUUACUUUCACUUUCAUCCUUUGUCAAACAAAUUCUUCAUUUUCUCCACUCUCUAUCAAACAACAAACAAAAAUGCUACAUCUCAUUCUACUUCAACUGCUUCUAUCACACUUACACGAACCGCUACCUCUCACUACAACUACAAUUUCUCUUCCUCCUCGCCCUCCGCUUCGUCGCCGAAUUCCGAGUGGCGCCCCGCACGCGCCAACUACGCCGCUUCUGAUCCACGUGACGUUGUCGGCGGCGCGUGCGGCUAUGGCGACCUGGUGAAGGCUGGCUAUGGUAAGGCCACUGUGUCUGUCGAGUCUAUGUUCGAGCGUGGCCAGAUCUGUGGCGCGUGCUUUGAACUUCGUUGGGUAGGACUUGCGUGGUGCAUCCCUGGAACCUCCAUUAUUGCUACUGUGACUAACUUUUGUGCUCCUAAUUAUGGUUUUAAUGCUGAGGAGGCGGCCAUGUAAUCCGCCAACAAGCAUUUGGUGCUUCCUAUUGAAGCUUUUGAGAACGCUAUUUGGAAGGCGGGCAACAUGCCCGUCCAGUAUCGGAGGAUAAAGUGCAGGAAGGAAGGAGGCAUUCGAUUUUCAAUUGAUGGUUCAGGCAUCUUUAUUUCAGUGCUGAUCAGCAAUGUGGCAGGUGCUGGAGAUAUAGUUGCAGUGAAGAUCAAGGGUCAUUUAACAGGUUGGCUUACGAUGGGUAGGAAUUGGGGCCAAAACUGGCAUAUAAAUGCUGAUUUAAAGAAUCAACCUCUCUCAUUUGAGGUCACUAGUAGUGAUGGCCUCACAGUUACAUCUUAUAAUGUUGCUCCUAGGAAUUGGGACUUCGGACAGACCUUUGAAGGCAAGCAAUUUGACUAGAUUACCAUCAAUAACAUAAAUUAUGUAGAAUAGUUUUUUAUUUUUUAGAUUUUAUGUCUUAAAUCUUUUUCUUGUAUUAAUUGGGUGAAGGUGUAUGAUGUGGUGGGGUUUUCUUUGAUGUGGGGAAGUAAGAUACUGAACUGCAAAUGGUACGAUGAUUCCAACAUUUUUUGGUAGCAAACUGCAGAUCAUUCCGAUAAUAUUAUCAGAUCGAUAAUCAUUUGAUAAACUUAUUAGUUAUCUAACUAAUAUUAUUGACUUGAUGAUGUGGGAGAUGCUGUCAUUGUAUUUAAGAGGUGGAAAUGUGGUGGCCUUAAAAAAGCACCUGA